This is a messenger RNA of Linum tenue, 1047 nucleotides long. The record is from the annotation of a GenBank genome assembly. Lineage: Eukaryota; Viridiplantae; Streptophyta; Magnoliopsida; Malpighiales; Linaceae.
AUGAAGUGCAGCAGCCUAGCAACUCUCAACACUAUUGUGUUCUUCCUAAUUUCAUUACAGAGCAUUAUUACUACUACUUGUUACGGCCGUGGUACCACCGGUGCACCAAUGCUAAUUAUUGACGAUAAAAGUAACAUUUUCGACGUCACAAGCUAUGGCGCUGUUGGAGAUGGCAAAACGGAAGCAUCUCAGGGUUUCUUGAAAGCAUGGGGCGACGUUUGUGGCAAGGAGAAUGCGAUUCCGACGCUAUUAAUACCAGCUAAUCAGAAGUUCCUCUUGAACCCUAUUGUAUUCAACGGUCGCAAUUGCAAGUCGAAUGCCAUUCAUGUCCAGUUGCAAGGUACGAUUCUGGCGGCGGACAACGUGGAAGCAUGGGGUGAUAAAAGGGGAGGGAACUGGCUUCGCUUCUCGGAUGUCUUCGGUUUGAUCAUCGACGGCGGCGGCAGGAUUGACGGGCGCGGCGAGAUCUGGUGGCGGCUUUUCAGAGCGCUGUCGUUCCACAACUGCAGCAACCUGCAGCUCAGCGGAGUGCACCACGUGAACAGCCAGAAGAACCACAUCAGCUUGAACGGCUGCAACAAUGUCCAGCUCUCCCAUCUCACCAUCACCGCACCGGAGGACAGCCCCAACACCGACGGCGUCGACGUCUCUUACUCCACCAACGGUGGAAGGGGCUAUGCGAGGAAGAUAAGCUACGAAGACAUCAUACUGGUCGACACCAGGAACCCAAUCAUAAUCACCCACGAGUACAUGAACCAUCACGUACUUCGUGCAGAUCCCACGGCGCCGCCGCCGCCGCCGUCAUCAUCCGACGUGGAAAUCAGGGACGUUUGGUUCCGACGAGUGAACGGGACUUCAUCUGUUCGGAGGGCGAUCUACUUGGACUGCGGUGGCGCUGCAGGGUGUACGGGGGUUCACCUUGAGGACGUCCACAUUGUAUCCUCUCCUACCGCGAUUCCUCCGGUGGGAGCAGUGUUUGCAGAGUGCAAUAACGCCCAUGGAGAUUCGGUUUCCACCACCCCGCCCGUCGGCUGCCUGUUACCUUGA